This is a messenger RNA of Rhopalosiphum maidis (corn leaf aphid), 853 nucleotides long. RefSeq lists its product as uncharacterized. Lineage: Eukaryota; Metazoa; Arthropoda; Insecta; Hemiptera; Aphididae. The record is from RefSeq and is a predicted model, not a curated record. Bases 51 to 734 code for a protein of 227 amino acids. Gene Ontology annotation, biological process: DNA topological change. The transcript is spliced from 5 exons. Gene Ontology annotation, cellular component: chromosome. Gene Ontology annotation, molecular function: DNA binding; DNA topoisomerase type I (single strand cut, ATP-independent) activity.
AGGUCCCCAAGAGUAUAUUGUGACUUAGAACAUUGUCGUCGUUACACAAAAUGAAUAAUACGAUUCUAUCAAUCGUAGUUGGCGUUGUUUUCUUCUUGGCUCUUCUUGGCUCACACUCGAAUGCAAACGUCUGCACGAUUUCGGAAAAUAAUUUUAAUGUUUAUCGAAAAAUAUCAAACAGAGAAUUGGUGACGACUUCAAAUGAGACAGAUCAAUGCAAAUUUAAUCCUAUAGACAACUAUUACAUUAGAGACACGUACAGGACUAAAAAUUUGAACAUACGAUCCGAGAGACAUAGAAUAAGUGUGGACGGGAAAGAACAAGAGCAGCGAGUUUGGGUUAGAAUUGACGAUAUUAGAAAGGGCAGAUUGACAAGAUCAGAAUCAUUGCCUAAUAUUCGUCGCGAACGAAUUCGGAACGCAAGAGAGAGGGAUAUUGACAUAAGAGGUAAUCUACACCCACGAGCUUUAGAACGGAAUGGUAGAAGAAUUUUGGAACAUCGUCCUGAUGAAAGAAUUUUUAGACGCGAAGUAAGAGAUAGACAAUACGAUGUGCAAAGAAUUCGAGAUAAUAUAGAUAAAAGAAGCAGGACAGCGCACACCAGACAGAAUGGUAUGGUUGCUAUUAAAGACAAGGAUGAGGCGUCAUCAUGGCCAUUCUCAAAUUUUGUCCAGUCAGCAAUUGGUGUUCUUGGACUUUACUAUUUUGGGAUGCAUAGUAAAAACAUUAAGUAAUUAGAAUUACUACUUACAAGAACAUGUUAGUGAACACUUAGUAUAAGUAUUAUAACAAAAUUAUCAAAAUGUUAAUGAAAUAAUGAAUAUAUGAUUACAUUUUUCUUCCAGAACAACUA